Striga asiatica is the source of this 843-nucleotide messenger RNA. The record is from the annotation of a GenBank genome assembly. Lineage: Eukaryota; Viridiplantae; Streptophyta; Magnoliopsida; Lamiales; Orobanchaceae.
AUGGUCGAUCGGCGCAGCUCACGUAAUGCAGCCAAGAACACGUCCACCGCAAACCCGCUGAUAUUUGAAUCAUUCAAAGGAUCACCAGCUGCUGUUGAGAUAUUGACAAACUCCGGGGCCCCCGAGUUGCAGGGGAUCCCAACUCUGAGCACUCCCGAUGGUAGGACUGACCAGCCCUUUGGCUGCUUUAUGGAAUCUCCCGGCCACAUGGCCUUCCUCAGUUCCUUCAUGAUUCCCCCGCCAGGUGUCCACGAUCCCAGACUUUUCUCUCCACUCCCAACCACAUUGAAUAUCUCAAUUGCCGAGGUCUUCAGCCUCCCUUCGAGAAAUUCAAAGUCUCCGCUCAAGCCUUGGAACCUAUUCCCAGACAAUUCCUUUAGGAACAGAGGACCAAGAGACGGGAUUCUCGAAUUUUCCUGUCCAAUCUUCUCUAACGAAAAUGCUAAGGCGGUUACUGUAUCAUACGCCCACAGCCCGUGGAUGUUCAAAUCCGUGUCGUUCCCUUUCCAUCUCUCUCGGAAACUCUCAAGGUCCCUGGAGAAGGGAACGUGGGCCCUCAGCCCCACCACGCCUUCCAUCAGUGCACGGGCGGAUGGGCCCACAGAACCCAGAAAGUUGGAAAGUCUGUCAGUGAUUACCCAUGCAUGCCCUUCGCUCAUCAUACCAAGCUUCUCAGCGAAUGCGAACAGCCGGACACCGAGCGUGGGCCCUACAUGCACCAGAAAGACCUUGACUGAAUUCGAGCACUUUGGAGAGAUGACCGUCGUCGACAGAGACCGGCACAGCUGCCAGAUGGGCCAGCACAAUUUCAGCAUCCCGGAAUGCCUUUCUCAGACGAGAUAG